Molecule: messenger RNA, 3556 nt
Organism: Linum tenue
Lineage: Eukaryota; Viridiplantae; Streptophyta; Magnoliopsida; Malpighiales; Linaceae
Source: the annotation of a GenBank genome assembly
GCUCAGCUGGUCAGACCGGUUCCCAGUCGAGUUGGCGCCGUCCGCCUUUAUCUCUGUCUCAUAGGCCAGAGUGGAGAGUUUUGCUGACUGCUGCGCGGUGGGGUUUCACUAUAAAAUCUAUAGGCUCCCCCGCAGCGGAAAAAAUGGCAGGUAGUCUUCUACACUCCUUCGCCACUUCCUUCUCUUCUUGCUCGUCUUCGUCUUCUUCCCGUCUCCUUCUCUCCCAUUCUCCUCCUCCCUCCUUGUUCUUCACGAGCUUCCGCCGGGCUGCCGCUCUUGCUGCUCCCGGGGUUCGAUUCUCGCGUGUCCUCGCUUAUUCUUCGUCGUCGUCUUCAUCUUCUCGCUCGCCGUUGUGUUAUCGGAGAGGACAGAGGAGGCUUAUGGCGCACUCAAUUGCUCGGGCAACUCUGGGGCUCACUCAGCCCAACGCCGUCGAUGUCCCGAAGAUCGCAUUCGCUGCGAAAGAGAUCAAUGCGGUGGAAUGGAAAGGAGAUUUACUUGCGGUUGGUGUCACCGAGAAGGACAUGGCUAAGGAUGAGAGCUCGAAGUUCGAUAACUCACUUCUGAAGAAGCUCGAUUCCCAGUUGGGUGGUCUACUGAGUGAAGCCUCUUCCGAGGAGGAUUUCACAGGAAAAGCUGGUCAGUCAAUGGUGCUUAGGCUUCCUGGUCUGAGCUCCAAAAGGAUAGGCUUGAUUGGUCUUGGACAAUCUAGCUCGACCACAUUUGCUUUCCGUGGCUUCGGUGAGGCUUUUGCUGCUGCUGCCAAGUCUACUCAGGCUAACAGUGCUGCUGUUACCCUUGCAACGACGGACAGCAUCUCAAACGACUCAAAGCUCAGCACUGCUUCAGCAAUAGCAUCCGGGACUGUGUUGGGAUUGUACGAGGACACUAGGUACAAGUCAGAAGGGAAGAAACCCGUGCUUAAAUCUGUUGAUUUCAUUGGUCUUGGAAGUGGAGCUGAAAUAGAGAAGAAGUUGAAAUAUGCUGAAGAUGUUUCCACCGCUGUAAUUUUUGGGAAAGAGCUUGUGAAUUCCCCAGCUAAUGUUCUUACUCCUGCUGUACUGGCUGAGGAAGCUUCCAAGAUUGCUUCCACAUACAGUGACGUUUUCACUGCUACUAUCCUUGAUGCCAAAAAGUGUGAAGAAUUGAAAAUGGGAUCCUAUCUUGGCGUUGCUGCAGCAUCGGCAAACCCUCCUCAUUUCAUUCAUUUGUGUUACAAGCCUUCGAGUGGACCUGUUAAAACCAAGCUGGCAUUGGUUGGAAAGGGAUUGACUUUUGACAGUGGUGGCUACAACAUCAAGACAGGAGCAGGCUGUUCCAUUGAGCUCAUGAAAUUUGACAUGGGUGGUUCAGCAGCUGUUCUUGGUGCAGCAAAAGCCAUAGGUCAAGUUAAACCUCCUGGAGUCGAGGUUCACUUCAUUGUUGCAGCUUGUGAGAACAUGAUCAGUGGGACUGGUAUGAGGCCUGGGGAUGUAGUCACAGCAUCAAAUGGGAAGACAAUUGAGGUGAAUAACACUGAUGCUGAGGGCAGGCUAACACUUGCAGAUGCAUUGGUUUAUGCAUGCAAUCAGGGUGUGGAGAAGAUAAUUGAUCUGGCGACGUUAACUGGUGCUUGUGUAGUUGCUCUUGGGCCCUCAAUUGCAGGUGUCUUUACACCAAGCGAUGACCUGGCCAAGGAAGUAUUCACAGCAGCAGAGGCGAGCGGGGAGAAACUUUGGAGGAUGCCAUUGGAGGAAAGCUACUGGGAUAACAUGAAGUCAGGUGUAGCCGACAUGGUCAAUACCGGUGGUCGUCAGGGAGGAGCCAUCACUGCUGCUCUAUUCCUGAAACAGUUUGUCGACGAGAAAGUCCAAUGGAUGCACAUCGACAUGGCUGGACCCGUGUGGAACGACAAGAAGCGUGCUGCCACAGGAUUCGGAAUCGGAACUUUGGUGGAGUGGGUCCUGCUCAACUCUUCUUCAUAGACACGCACAGACAAGCAUCAGCAACUAAAAAUAAUUGCUUUAAUGGUUUGGGGAUCCAUCAGUUUCAGGAAUAAUAGAAAAUGAAAAGGGUGUUUCGAACAGCAAGGGGGGAAAAGGAGUGUUUAUGUGAGGAAUUUUGGCAUUUUCUUUUGGCGCUUUGGGUACAAGAACAGAGUUAGGGACUCUGUUAUUCCUUCUGCUUGAAGUUCAUUGGGUUGCAUGCUUAAAACCGGGAAAUCGAUUCCCUUUCGACAUAGAAUUUGGUACUACAAGAACUCUGUUUCUCUUCUCAUACGAAAUGAUAAUUCAAUUCUCAACAAAAUUGGUUCGAAACCGAGCUAUGAUUGUCGAUCUCAUCCGAAUUCUGCAUAUCGAACCCUCAUUGCAGAUAUGAAACCACAGAAGUUCAUUCAUACACCACUUCCUUUAUUCAUGCCGUCACCCAUCGCCGCAAAUACACAAAAAGAAGAGACUAUCACGAAGAUUUCACCAUGGAUUCCACAAACCCACUCCCAAGCAGCCGCUCCACGUACUUGCCCAAAAUGUCGACCUCCAAAUUCACCUUCUCCCCUACGCUCUUCAUCGGAACCACAACUUCCUGCUGGGUAUAAGCCACCAUCAUGAAGUUGAAGCACCCUUCCUCCUCCAUCACAUCCACUACGGUCAAGCUCGUCCCGUCGACGGCGAUGAACCCUUUGGGAACAAUGUAUCUCAACAGCUCCUCAUCCUCCACUCUCACCUUCACCCACAGCGAGUCCCCUUCCUUGACUCUGCUCACGAUCUCCCCUGUUCCGUCCACGUGUCCCUGCACGAAAUGCCCGCCCAUCCGGCCCGCGGGCUGAACCGCCCGCUCCAGGUUGACCCUUGACCCGGGUCCCAGCUCCAUCAGCGACGUCUUCCUCAGCGUCUCCGGGGCCAGCCCGGCGGUGAAACAUUCGUCGGUGAAUUCCGUCACCGUCAGGCAGGUCCCGUUGACGGCGAUGCUGUCGCCGAGAUGGACACCCUGGAGGACGGUCUUGGCUCGGAUCUCGAGCUCGAAUCCGGCGCCGUUUUCCGUGGUGCCCAGCCGCUUGAUUUCCCCCAUUUCUUCCACGAUUCCGGUGAAGAGCGAUCUGGUCGUCGUCGUGGAGGAGGGUUUGUUGGAUUGGGGGAAUUUGGCGGCGGAGAGGCGGAAUGGGUUGGGAUUGGAGAUGGAGGAGGUGAAUUUGAGAUUCGAUUUCUUGCUAUUGGGGAGAAGGAGAUUCAGGAUCGGCCGGGUGAUUGUUGAUUGCGAUUGGGUUCUCCACGUUGGGGUGAUUCUUGGCCCAUUGGCUGGAGUUGUUGUGAGAGAAAGGCAUGCCGCCAUCUUCUUUGUUUUUCUUUCUUUCUUUCUUUCCUCCUCCCCUGUUCUCGUUUCCGUUGUUUGGUUUCUGUGAAAAUUGUGGCGAGAGAGGGUUUUAGAGCGGGAAAAAACGAAGUGAGCCACGCCGCUUCCCACUUGCAAGCUGCAACAACGGCCUGAUUCGCGCGUGUAGAGUCGAGCCAAACUCCAUGACUCACACCGCCACCGAACGAAGAGAAUCUCACGCUUUACGCCAUUACUGGAAUUUGGA